Molecule: messenger RNA, 1032 nt
Organism: Hansenula anomala
Lineage: Eukaryota; Fungi; Ascomycota; Saccharomycetes; Phaffomycetales; Wickerhamomycetaceae
Gene: RNH201
Product: ribonuclease H2 catalytic subunit RNH201
Exons: 1
Coding region: 1-1032 (343 amino acids)
Biological process (GO): DNA replication, removal of RNA primer; mismatch repair
Cellular component (GO): ribonuclease H2 complex
Molecular function (GO): RNA binding; RNA-DNA hybrid ribonuclease activity
Source: RefSeq, a predicted model, not a curated record
AUGAGUGCUGCUGCUGCUAUUGAAGAACCUUUGGAUAUUGAAGAAGAAGAUCCCAUUGUCACAGAUACUCAAGAGACCGUGGUGAUUCCUGAAACAGCUGAUUUUUUACCCCCAUCAGUGCCAAUUAAACAUACCCAUAAAUCAACAACUUAUCUAACAGAAAUACCCAAGGAAAUCUUAGCAUCGCCUUCAGAACCAUGUGUACUUGGUGUUGAUGAAGCAGGUCGUGGUCCUGUCUUGGGACCAAUGGUUUAUGGUAUAGCAUAUUGUCUUAAAUCCUAUGAACAAACAUUGAAGAAGAAAUAUGGAUUUGCAGAUUCUAAAACAUUGACUGAAGUUAAGAGAACAAAUUUAUUAGAACAGAUAUGUUUACCAAAUGGUGAAUUGUUUGAAAAUGUUGGUUGGUCAACAAGAACAAUGACUGCGAUGGAUAUAAGCUCUGGUAUGUUAAGACCUCAUACAGUAGGGAAUUAUAAUUUGAAUGAACAAGCUCAUGAUGCUACAAUGGAUUUGAUUCAAGGUGUUUUGGAUCAAGGUGUAAAUAUUACUGAAUUAUAUGUUGAUACAGUGGGACCACCAGUGACAUAUCAAGCAAAAUUACAGAAAAGAUUCCCCAAUUUAAAAAUAACAGUGGCUAAAAAAGCUGAUGCAUUAUAUCCAUGUGUUAGUGCUGCAAGUAUUUGUGCAAAAGUUACAAGAGAUUUUUCAUUGAGUAUGAGUAAAGACGAAUUAUAUGGAUCAGAGACCAUAUGGGGAUCAGGAUAUCCUAGUGAUCCAAAGACUUCAAAAUGGUUAAACAGUGCAGUUGAUCCAAUAUUUGGAUGGGAUCAAGUUGUUAGAUUUUCAUGGCAAACUUCAAAAGAUGCUAUAAUCAAAAAUGGAGGUGUUGAUAUUGAAUGGGAAGAAGAUAAUAUCAAAGAAGAUUAUGGAGUUGACGUUGGUGCAAUGUUUAAAAAUUCCAAGGAUUCAGAUUUAUCAAACUUACCAGUAUCUAAAUUAUGGUUUGGUAAGAAUGUUGAUUGUUUUAAUUAG